Molecule: messenger RNA, 3861 nt
Organism: Engraulis encrasicolus (European anchovy)
Lineage: Eukaryota; Metazoa; Chordata; Actinopteri; Clupeiformes; Engraulidae
Product: doublecortin domain-containing protein 1-like
Exons: 19
Coding region: 1-2499 (832 amino acids)
Biological process (GO): regulation of mitotic cytokinesis; intracellular signal transduction
Cellular component (GO): midbody
Molecular function (GO): microtubule binding
Source: RefSeq, a predicted model, not a curated record
AUGAACUUAAAAAAGUGUCUGAACCUGCCCUCUACUGCUCGCAGACUCUUUCAGGAGGAGGGGAAGGAGCUUUUCCUCCUCACUGGACUACAGAGAGAUCAGCUGGUGUACGUGUCGUGUGGGGAGCAGUGGGUGAACCCUAAGGAGCAGCAGUUAGCGGCCCAGAGACGCCGCACAGUGCUGGGGCUGGAGCAGGACAUAGCACACAUACAGUACUACUGUGCACUCAGGAACUGCUUCCAGGACCUCGUCCUUGAUGUUGAGGGAGGACAGCCCCAGGAGGGCUCGGCACUGGUGGUCUCGCCUCAGCACCUCGCCCUUGAAGACCCAGCCGCUGAGGAGGAGAGGGAGAGCACCCCCUCUCCAGAGCAGGAGGAGGAGGAGGAGGUGCAGGAGGUGCAGGAGAAGAAGGCCUGCCUUGACCCCUCCUCACACCACCACACCCCAGGAGACGACGCGCACUCGAGAGCUCACCAGAGAGCCGACGAGCGGGCGGCAAAGCGCCGAUUUCCAUGGCAACAGAGCUCCGAGGCAUGCUCAGAAGGGGAGAACGACCCGGCUAAUGGAGAUGCAUGUUUUAGGACAGACAAAAGCAGGGUUGCUGCUGUCAACAAGCGGCAGCAGUUUGAGUGGAGGGAGGGGCAGCUGCAGGUGUGUGGUGGAGCGGGUGGAGGAGGGGCCGUCGACCACACAGGAACCCCAGUCCACCUGCUGCCCAGGAACCCAUCAGACCCUCACCAGCUCUGGGUCUACAGAGAGGAGGAAAGGACACUCCACCUACAGGCUGACCCCAGUUUGGUGUUGGCAGUGUCCAUACCCCGGACCACCCACUCACAUCGACCUACCACCACUCCUGUAGCCUGGUCUGUCGUCGUACAGCCUUAUAGGCCCCAGAGCUCUGCAGCUGCCCAUCAGAGGUGGGGUUGGCAGCCAGAGUGGAGGCUGCUGUGGGCCUUCUACACAGACGCCCUGGAGCAGGAGCUAACGGCCGCCCGCCUGGCCUCCGUCUGCACCGCCUGCAUAGGCCCACAGCCCCUGCUACAGCAGGGCUACUACUUCACUAUCUCUGGAAAGAGGGAGAGGGUGGAGGUGUGUGUCAGCUGUGCCACGGAGAUGAGAGGGAGGUUCCACUUGAAGAAGCUGCCCCCAAACUCAGCCUUUCGCUGUGCCACAGCCAAUCAGAGUCCACACCUGAACCCGAGGGGACCAUUCAGGAGCCUGAGAGUGUGUGAGACGGAUCUGAGUGCCGAGGCUGCAGACGCGACUCUGUGUCUCCUCCUGGAGCGUGUCGAGCGUCUGAGGAGGGAAGGCUCAGGGCAGACACAGACAGAGACGCCCACACACACUCAGGCCUCCUCGCAGGCGCACGCGCAGACACAGGGCCGGUCCCCAGGGGGCAGCAGCGUGCAGCCGCCCGUGAAGGUCCAGGCCCACAGGAACGGGCAGAGAAGACAAGAGGCCCAGCUGAUCACCGCAGCUACAAUGCCACUGCUGCUGACAGAGGCUACCAGGCGUCUGGGUCUCCAGCGGGCUGCCCAGUACCUCUACGCAGCUGACGGUACUCGCAUCCUCACCAUGCAGCAGCUGAAGGCCUGGGCCCUCAACCAGAGACUGCAGGAGGAGCACCACCACACCAGCACAGACACACACAUCAGGCACAAUGCAGAUGGGCCAGAUGCCCCCAUCUCUGGAGAGUCAGUCCCAGGGGGUGCCCACCACCAUCCCCCCAGCCCCACUGAUGCCCACACCCCACUCCUGGUGACCGAGGCUGAGGUGGACACAGUGGACCAGGCCCUGCUGACGCUGGUCCUCCGGGAGCCCAUCCCUGUGUGGGUGUCCUGCGGGGAGGCCUUUCAACCGCCACAGGUUGUGAAACAAAGGGAGAGAGAGAAGGCAGUUCUCUGGAUGAAGAAGGGGAAGCUGUGUGUGGAUCUGGAGAUCAGAAGACACAAGAUGAGGCAGCAGAAAGCGUGGUUGCCACCCAGGCACAUCUCACAAACAGAUGGAGGGGCCUCCGAGACAACAUCUGAGCUCAACAAUUCCCAGACAUGCAUUAGUGUGGAGGAGUCGAUGUGGGAAGAGGACUGCAGGCCUCUCCGCAGAGCCGCCCCUCGUACCCUGUACCACCGGCCCCAGGUGAAGAGGGUGCUGGUGCACUGCAACGGCGGGGACGUUACCGAAUCAAUGUUUGUCUGGGGAAGGACAAUUGAUGAGCUGCUGAUGUGCAGCACGGAGAGGCUGGGCCUGUCCAGGCCAGCCAGCGUGCUGUACACGGCUGUGGGAGAGGCCAUCACCUCCUGGGAGCACAUCCAGAGGGACGCUGUGCUGUGUGUGUCAGCCGGAGAACCCUUCCUCACACCCAAAGCCUGUCGUGACAGAGUCGAGAUGAAGGCUAACUUUGCCCGCGCUAUGAGGCACCAUCGCCAAGCUGCGGAGAACAGUCCAGCGGCCCGCCUGAGGGAGCCACAACAAGCCAUCAGUAUAACUGCAGAAGAAUGAAGUCAGCAUUGCAGUUACAAUCUGACAGCGUGAACAAAUGAAUGCAUCCACAAAGGUGAUUCAGUGGUUCCAACUGAUUUUUAUACAGUAUAUCAGCUAUAGUUUUACUUUUUACCAUGGAAAUCAACCAAGUGUUAUGCAUAAGUACACAUCAAAGUAUGUUCAAUCUUUUGACAAUACAAUGCAGUAGAGGUUGCAGUGUUUGAAACUUGUUGUGAUAUGCUUACAAAUCGUUCCCUGAAAGUGAAAGCAAUUGUGCCUGAGGAGGUUAGAGUAGAGGGGACAUCAGUGGUUAAAUUCAAUAGCACACCAAGAUGCCAUUUUUCCGUUAUUAAACUUUAGAACAUGUCAUCCUGAAACUAUCCAAUAAUUCUGUAGUUUCUGUCGACCUACAGGCUAGAAACCUUACUUAUAGUGUGGUUGCACUGAAGGGCAGCAUGGCAAGAAGUGUCUCACAAUGUUGGAAGUUGAUGUACUAUUGAAACGACAUUGGAAACAUUAUGCUGCUAAGAUACGCAAUUACUGUUGCAGACUUCUCUGACUCACCACCACCACUAAAUCAAUUAACAUUAGUUUUGUUUAUCGGGAUUUGGGUAUGUGAGCUAAAUUGCUUGGGUUUGAGCCCUCUUAAGCAUCUUGAAAUGAUUUAAGUGUUUGAAUGAAACCCAAUUGGAUUAUGUGAAAUUGCACUCGAUGUUUAUGCUGUCGCUAUAGCAGAAAACUUGCCCGCAGGGUGGAGUUUCAUGUUCUAGAGAGCGAUGCCCUUACGUAUGGCUUGUUGUUGACAAUCAAUCGUGUGAUAAACAGCGAUGAAAGAAGCAUUAAGAAUGUUUUCUCUUGUGAGAUGAUGCUAUGUGAAUGUCCUGCAUGAAAAUUCCAUAGAUGAAGUGCCCAAGGUGGGGUAUGUUAAAAUUAAAAAAGACAAAGACUGACUGUGUGAUAUGCCAAUCUGUGUCUGAUUUUAUGGAAUAGGCUAUGUUGGAUCAUUUAGACAUCGAUCAUUAAAAUCUCCUGUGUGUCUGACUCAUGAAACACUAUAUUUCACAUGUGAAAUAUGACCUCAGCUAUGCAUUGAUUUCAUUUGCGUAGGAUACCACAGGCCAGAUUUUGAAAAUCAAUUAGCCUAAGAUAAUUUAAACAGAUUGUCUGUAAACUUGUGUCUGUAAGCCUUUAUUGCAUUUCUCAAUUAAAUAUAUCAGAGUGGAGAAAAUGUUGGUUAUUAAGUUCCGAUCAACAAACGGUGGACAUUUCCAGUGAACGGCUAGCGAUUGGCAUGACAGUGUUGAGAUGAUAAUAGUAUCUGUGUUUUGCUGGAGGGUAAACUGUAACGUCAAAGCCUGAUCACAAACACAAUGUGCAGCC